UUCAUCAUUAUGUGUAUCACAACACAUACGACACAUCAAUGGUCAUUUAGACAUAUAAUGUAUGUAUUUAUUUAUUCACAUUGUGUACUGUGUAUAGCAUAACCUUAACUAACUAUAAUUACAGAUACAGUUUCAAGGAAACAGAUGACCCAGUUAAGCAAAAUUUGUACUGGUUGAUGACUCAAAAAUACUAAAAUGGGGGUAGAGGAAGGAUAUGUGAGAAGAUACAAAAAGGGAGACGUUAUCCCUGAUGGAGCAAUCUUCUUGGACCAAGAAAGUAUUCUUAAAAUCCAGAAUAAAAAGCUUGAACAACUUUCGAAAGAAAAGCUUAAAUCAGUACUACCAAUAGUGUAUGGACCAGCUGUGCUAGCUACAGCAGCCUCUACAAGUGGCAUCUAUUUUGCUCAUCACUUCCAGAAAGUAUUAAAUCUAAGCAAAACAGGAGGACUUGGCCUAGGAUUGCUUUUCACUAGUUUGGUAAUACCAAGUGGCUCUAUAUUUGGAAUAUGCAAAAAAGGAAUUGUACCGGCUGUGAUUACAGGAAAAGUGGAUUGCACAAUUUGUUUUGAAACAAAAAUUUCACUUAUGCAAACAGGGCUUGGUGUUGUGUAUCCACUAGUAUUCACCUGGCUUUUCUCUGCUAUGACAGCUAGGGCACAGCUUACUUAUCCUGUACCACAUUUUGGAACAGGAAGUGAAAAACUGAUGCCUUUUAUUCGGGCAACGGCACCCAAGUGGAACCCAAUGUUAUUUGUUCUGAUGGGAAACAUCUCCAUAGCUAUGGCAGUUGGAAAUCAGAUGCAGUCAUGUUAUGAAAAACAUUUUAUGGAAGAAUGUGAUUCUAUGGUAGUACAGAGACGGGAACUCUUCGGUAUGAAUACACGAAAGUGACACAUUAAAAUAUGUGGUAUUACAGUGUGUUGUGUGUUAAUGAAUUCCUAUUUUCUAUUUGAAUAAAGACCAUUCCUGGUUUCACCAAAUUUA
Molecule: messenger RNA, 984 nt
Organism: Pecten maximus
Lineage: Eukaryota; Metazoa; Mollusca; Bivalvia; Pectinida; Pectinidae
Exons: 3
Coding region: 196-891 (231 amino acids)
Source: RefSeq, a predicted model, not a curated record